AUGAGUGAGCCCGUAGGUAGCCCUCAUCCUUGGAGGCCUCAUGGCCGACAUGCACAUGAAGGAAGGAGGGAGGAACGGGUGAACCGUGAGGGAGAUGCUAGAGGUUUCGGUCCACAUGAGAGGGGACUCCCAAAACCUAAAAUUGAGUUCCCAUCUUUUGGAGGAGGGGAUCCUUAUGAGUGGCUCGAUAAAGUCGAGCAAUAUUUUCAUGUAUAUGAGAUCCCUAGAGAGGAGAGGGUGACCUUAGCUAGCUACCAUCUGGAGGGGAGAGCCAAUAGGUGGUGGAGGUGGCUAAGGAAUAUUUAUGAAAAAGAGAGGAACUACUUAGGGUGGACGACCUUUGUCCAAGAGUUCAUGAACCAAUGGGGGCCUUCACCAACUGUCAAUCACCACGGCCAAUUGGCCAAGCUCAAGCAAGAAGGCAAGGUGCAAGCGUACAUCGACGAGUUUCGCCAACUUCAAACCAUGGUUGAGGGUUGGCCGGAAGAAGCACUACUUGGCACCUUCGUGGACAGGCUCAAGCCUUGGCUCUCCAAGGAGAUCAAACUCAAACAGCCCACCCGCCUUCAAGAAGCAAUGAGGAUGGCGGAAAUCCUUGAUCAAGCCAACAUCCAUGACUAG
Molecule: messenger RNA, 621 nt
Organism: Phoenix dactylifera (date palm)
Lineage: Eukaryota; Viridiplantae; Streptophyta; Magnoliopsida; Arecales; Arecaceae
Source: RefSeq, a predicted model, not a curated record